AUGGCCCGCAUCAAAUUAAAAAAACUCGAGGAAUAUCUCCAAGGUCUUGACGACUUUGAAUCUCCCAAAAUUCAAUUAGAGCAAUACAUCACGCCACCGCACAUCGCCAGCAACAUUUUGUACACAAUCCAGUCAAAUUUCGACGAUAUCGAGGGAAAAAUCGUCGCUGAUCUCGGUUGCGGCAGCGGAAUGCUCGCCAUCGGCGCUUUUAUUCUCGGAGCUGCUCACGUAGUUGGCUUCGAAAUCGACGACGGAGCAAUCGAUGUGCUGCGAACCAAUUUGGACGACAUGGAAAUUGAAAAUGUCGAUGUCGUGCAAUGCGAUGUUACGAAGCUCACGUGUGAAAGCAACAAAAUUUUCGACACAGUUCUGCUAAAUCCGCCAUUCGGGACGAAAAAUAAUGCUGGGAUGGACAUGAAAUUUCUGCUAGUCGCGAUUUCACUGACAAAUGGAGCGGUUUAUUCGUUGCACAAGUCGUCGACGCGGGAUUUUAUUAAGAAAAAGGCUGGGGAAUGGGGAUUGGAGUCGCAAGUUGUCGCGGAAUUACGUUAUGAUUUGCCGUCUUCGUAUAAAUUUCAUAAAAAAGAUUCGAAGGAUAUUGCUGUGGAUUUUUGGAGAUUUGAAGUUAAAAAAUGAAUAAAGUGACUGUUUUUUUCUGAAA
Culicoides brevitarsis is the source of this 661-nucleotide messenger RNA. It is a transcript of the gene Mettl5, whose product is annotated as rRNA N6-adenosine-methyltransferase Mettl5. Gene Ontology annotation, biological process: rRNA methylation. Bases 1 to 636 code for a protein of 211 amino acids. Gene Ontology annotation, molecular function: rRNA (adenine-N6-)-methyltransferase activity; nucleic acid binding. The transcript has a single exon. NCBI's taxonomy places the organism in Eukaryota, Metazoa, Arthropoda, Insecta, Diptera, Ceratopogonidae. The record is from RefSeq and is a predicted model, not a curated record.